Molecule: messenger RNA, 570 nt
Organism: Lactuca sativa (garden lettuce)
Lineage: Eukaryota; Viridiplantae; Streptophyta; Magnoliopsida; Asterales; Asteraceae
Product: disease resistance protein Roq1-like
Biological process (GO): defense response
Molecular function (GO): ADP binding
Source: RefSeq, a predicted model, not a curated record
AUGAGGCUAUGCUAUAUAAAGGUUCUUCUUGUUCUAGACGAUGUGGAUAAUCCAAAGCAGCUUGAGGUGUUAGCUGGUGAUUGGUUUAAGGACAGAAGUAGAAUCAUCAUUAAAACAAGAGACGAGAAAGUGAUGCUAGCACAUGGAUUGAAUGCGAAGUGGAUUCAUGAUGUCGAUUUCUUGUCGGAUGAGGAAGCAAUGAGGCUGUUUAGUAGGUAUGCAUUUAAGAGAUAUAUUCCAGAUCAAGGGUUUGAAAAGUUGUCAUCAAAAGUAGUACGUUAUUCUGCUGGUCUGCCCUUAACGAUCAAAGUUUUGUGUUCACAUCUUUGUAGUGAAGAAGUGGUUGUAUGGAUAGAUGCACUAAAAAGACUAGAAACAAUUCCAUCACUGGAAACUCUAGAGGUAUUUCAAAUAAGCUAUGACGGCCUGGAGGAUGAUCUCAAGGAAAUAUUCCUAGAUGUUGCAUGCUUCAUGGUUGGUUUUCCUAAAGAUGAUGCAAUUAGAGCAUUUGAUAGCCGUGGAUUUCGUGGUAUCUACGGUUUAAGAGUUCUUGAGAAAAAUCUCUCAUAA